This is a messenger RNA of Fraxinus pennsylvanica, 513 nucleotides long. NCBI's taxonomy places the organism in Eukaryota, Viridiplantae, Streptophyta, Magnoliopsida, Lamiales, Oleaceae. The record is from the annotation of a GenBank genome assembly.
AUGGUGUGUUCGGUUGCUCGCACAGGGAGGCAUUUGCAGAGGUACAACAGAGGUCGAAGACUUGUUGUAGGGUGCAUUCCAUAUAGAUAUAAGAAUGGCAACACUGGAGGCACUAAAGAUGAGUUAGAGGUUCUUGUGAUCAGUUCAAAAAAAAGUCAAGAAAUGAUGUUUCCAAAGGGAGGUUGGGAACUUGAUGAAUCUAUUGAAGAAGCAGCUCGUCGCGAGUCAUUAGAGGAAGCCGGUGUUCUUGGCAAUGUUGAGAGUCAGUUGGGUACAUGGCUAUUCAAGAGCAAUAGCCGGGAACUCCAUCACGAAGGUCUCAUGUUUCCUUUACUAGUGACAGAACAACUUGAUCUAUGGCCGGAAAAGAGUGUGCGAUUAAGAGAAUGGAUGGCAGUGGCUAAAGCUAGAGAGGUUUGCAAGCAGCUAUGGAUGAAUGAAGCCUUGGACAUAUUAGUUAACAGACUAAAAUUGGUGGAGGGAAAAGAUGUUCAGUCCAUAGACAUAAAUUAG